Molecule: messenger RNA, 3045 nt
Organism: Penicillium paradoxum
Lineage: Eukaryota; Fungi; Ascomycota; Eurotiomycetes; Eurotiales; Aspergillaceae
Exons: 2
Coding region: 1-3045 (1014 amino acids)
Molecular function (GO): protein binding
Source: RefSeq, a predicted model, not a curated record
AUGGAAGGAAAAACGAAGACAUUGACUCGCCCUCCGAGUGGUAUUCCACGACCCGCAAGCGGUAUUCCGCGUCUUGCUUCAAGGUUGCCUUUACCCACGACGACCGCAUCAAAAUCGAUCAAGCCUUCACCCUCUCGAGACAGACUGCGAGCCGAUCCUGGUCUGGACGAAAAGAGGUUGCGAAGACCUUCCUACGACGCGCUUGUGAAGAAACCACUCUCACGUCAUUUGUCUCCGCCCAAGCCACAAGAUGAUCCUAUCCCGACACCCAAGCCAGACGAAGCCGAAGUCGUGGAAGAUGACACACAAAUUUCGGAGGAAUUGAGCUCAAUUGCUGGAGAUGAUGACACUGCAUCUGUCAUAUCUACACAGGAAGCGCGUGGCCGUCCUGGAGUACGUCCAUCUUUGUCCGAGCGUACACUUGAAACGUUAGCGCAAAUCCCACCAUCACCAGCUUCAAUGAGCAGGAAAUCUAGCUUUUUCAAUAACGCCAGCCCCAUACGAUCCACAUCUCGCGCCCCGUCCACUGUGUCAAGUGCGUCGAGACCGACAUCAAGGGCAUCCUCUUGCGCGCCAACUAGCAAUGAGCUACAUGUACAGCCUGUUUCCCAGUUGCGAUUUCCUUCGAAGCCUCGCCAAUCGACAGCUUCGUCUUUGUCUCUAGCUCGUGGCUCGGAGGAAAGCGUCAGUCCAUCAAGACUGAAGCGGCCAUCACCUAGAUAUAGUAUCGUACCGGGAGAUGGCGUCCAUUCGGAUACCAGCUCGCCGCCCAAGAAAAUGAUACCCGAAAGAUCAAUUGGGAACAAGGAUACAGGAAAACCCUCGCUUGUCCGCCCAUCACCUGGAAAGGCCCCUGCAAAGCUCGUGAAGUCAAACAUGGGCCCCCCAGACAGGCCACUUCAGGUGAAAAAAACAAGAAAACCCCAAACGGGACAAGUUUCGACCCCACGCUCUCCCUCGACAGGAUCAAGAUAUGUAACGGCUUCUUCCAUGCCCGAUGAGCUGUCUCCAGAGCAACAGGCAGAAAGUGAAGCUAGAAAAGUAUCUAAAUCCUCCAGUACGCUCCGCGAACAGAUAGCAAAGGCAAAAGCUGCUCGCAAGGCGAUGGUGUCUAAAGAGAACAAGGAAAGUCCGCAAGGGACAAAUUUGCAAGCCCUGCCCGUCGAUGCACCUCUUGAAUCGUGGGCAGGUGGCGACGACGAGGACCCAUUCAAUCAACUGCCCAAGGGAUCCAACUCUUUAGUCAUGCGAAAGCGUGUGCAGACAGCACGUGCGACUGGUCAAUUAAAUAUUGCGGCACUUUCUUUAGCAGAAAUUCCUCAAGAAGUGCUGACAAUGUACGACUACGAUCCAGAAAACUGCGCAAACUGGUUCGAGAAUGUCGAUCUAGUCAAGUUCAAUGCCGCCGACAAUGAGCUGGAACAGAUCUCAGAUGCAACAUUCCCCGAUAUCGACCCCGAGGAGUUUGAUCCCGACAGCGAUGACCGGGGGCUACAAUUCGGGGGCAUUGAAACCCUAGAUCUUCAUGGCAAUGUCCUAAAGUCACUCCCUAUGGGACUUCGACGUCUACAGAGCCUACGGACUCUUAACCUGUCCAAUAAUUCUUUGGAUAUGACCAAAAUCGAAAUUAUCACAGAGAUCAAAUCUCUUACAGACCUGAAACUCGCGAAUAAUCAGUUGCAAGGGGAACUGACUUCUGUCAUUGGUCGGCUUGGAAACUUGGAGGUUUUGGAUCUUCGUGGGAAUAAUCUCACAAAGCUCCCAGAUGAACUCGUUGAGUUAACUUCUCUGAGAACACUGGAUGUCAGUGAAAACAAGUUCACUUCGUUAUCAUUCGAGGUACUCAGCAAAUUGCCUCUAAAAACACUCAAUGCACAGAAGAAUAAACUGGAAGGUACUCUGAUCCCGGCGUCAGUGAAUGGCCUGGAGACAUUGCAAUCCCUGAAUAUUGCUAAUAAUGCCGUGGUGGUCUUCUCCGCAAAUGACGCGCUCGAGCUUCCUAAUUUACACACUCUGUUGAUCGGCAAAACAAAAAUUGCGGAGCUCCCGAAAGGAUUUGUGGAGCUCCAGAGCAUCAAGAACGCCGAUUUCACUGGGAAUGACCUCUCGUCUUUGGAUGAAAAGAUAGCAUUCAUGGAAAGCCUCACGUCUCUCCGUGUUGCCAACAACCCAUUACGUGAGCGCAAGUUCCUGAGCAUGGACACAGAAGACAUCAAACGAGACUUGCGGAGCCGCUGUGACCCUGAUCCGCAGGACACAGAUGAUGAGGGCUCGGUGGCCACCCAGUUCACUCUGGCACCCGAAAAUCCCGCGCUCGAUGGCAGCUGGCAGAUCAAAUCCGGUGGUACUCUUGACAAGUCGUAUGCCGACUUGACCGACCUCAAAGUGGAGCAAUUGGAGAUGAUUGCCUCGCAAGACAUUCGAUGCUUGUAUUUGCAGCACAACGAGUUCACCUGCUUCCCAACCCCCGCGAUUGAAAUGCUUGCGCCGGGUCUGAUUGAGCUUGAUCUCUCACAUAACCCUUUGAAGGGUGCUGAAUUCCUGUCUUCUCGGCUUGAGCUGCCAAAGCUUCAGUCAUUGACUUUGAAUGCUGCCAGUUUGACAUCAUGGGAGCCUCUCUUGUCCAACUUGAUAGCACCGUCUUUGACAUUAUUGGACGUAUCGCAUAAUCGCUUAAAGGGACCGCUUCCCAAUCUGAGACAGACCUACCCAGAGCUCAAGACGCUUGUAGCCUCCGACAACCAAAUCGCUAGCCUGGACUUCGAAGCCGCGCAAGGCUUGCAAGUCUUGGAGCUAAGCAACAACGACCUUGAUGCCCUUCCACCGAAGAUUGGUCUCCUGGCAGCUGAACGCUCUCCUCAGAACUGGGGCACUGGAUCAGCCUUGAGGCGCUUUGAGGUCGCUGGCAAUCGAUUCCGGGUACCUCGCUGGCAAGUAGUUGCCAAGGGAACUGAUGCAAUUUUGGAAUUCUUGCGCGAGCGUAUCCCCGAUAGUGACCUGCCAGCGUGGGAGAAGGAACAUGAAGUCUUGGAAGAGGAGUUCUAA